Molecule: messenger RNA, 3636 nt
Organism: Thamnophis sirtalis
Lineage: Eukaryota; Metazoa; Chordata; Lepidosauria; Squamata; Natricidae
Source: RefSeq, a predicted model, not a curated record
GGAGACCCGGGCUCCCCUCCAACCGUGCUGGAAGCCGCUUGUGCGCUCGGUGGCGUCGCUGUCCAGGAGGACGGAGAAGCUGCUCGCCCCGCGGGUGCCGCGUUUGGAGAUGUAGCAAAGAGCCAGCAUCCAUUAACCACGAAUCAUGUCAGUGAAACUAACCUUUGCCUCCCCUGCUGAUGGGGGAAGAAUCAGCAGGAGCCGUUCCUUCGCUGGAUUUAGCAGCACACAAAGCCGGAUGUUGGCAAAAUCUCUUGGCAAAGCAUCCACAAGAUCCAAAAUGUCAGUAAAAUCUGCCAAGAUGUAUUCUUCCCUCCAGAAAGGGGCCGUCCUCUGCGAUCCCAAACCGCAACAAGUGAAGAAGAUUUUUGAAGCUUUGAAGAAAGGGCUUAAUGAAUAUCUGGAAAUGCAUCAAACAGAGCUGGAUUAUUUAUCGGAGUGCCACCGAGACAGAAGAAGAAAUUCCAGAUUGGGUUUCUACUAUGAUUUGGACAAGCAAAUCCGCUCUGUUGAAAGAUAUAUUAGGAAACUGGAAUUUCAAAUAAGCAAGGUAGAAGAAUUAUAUGAAGCAUACAGCAUCCAGUGUAGACUGCGAGAUGGUGCUUCAAAUAUGAAACAUGCUUUUUCUUUGUCUCCUGCCACUAAAGCAUCAAGAGAGAGCCUGGUAGAACUCUACAAAAAUCUCCAAGAAUGUACAGAGGUGUUUAUACGGCUGGGGCGCCAAAAGUGGAAAAUAAAAGGCAAGAUUCUGACAGAUGACAGUCAAACUUGGGACGAGGAAGAAAAAGUUUUUAUACCCAGCCUUCAUGAGAAUUUUGAAAUCAAGGUGACAGAACUGCGAGGACUCAGUACGAUCCUGGUUGGCACUGUAACAUGUGACAGCAUCGAUUUCUUUACAACUAGGCCUCAAACCAUCAUUGUGGAUAUAACUGAACUUGGUACCAUCAAACUACAAUUGGAAGUGCUCUGGAAUCUACAGCCUCAGUGUUAUCUGAAGUUUUCUACCCAUGUCCAAACUUAUUUAGCUUCUGAACUCAUUACAAAUGUUGCCAUGUGCUGCCACCUUCUGAGACAUGUUAACUUAAGAGUUGAGCUGAGUAUGAAGUCGGUUUUGCAACAAGGAAAGAAACAUGCAAAUAUCAGGGAAGAGACCCAAGAUUCCUGCAUCCUGAGCUACUUGGAUGACUGUGAUUUUAACAUGCGUCUGAGGAGUGUAAGUCACAGCCUUACAGAGACAACUGAAGGAAGUUCAUUUAGUUCUGAAGACCAGAAAGUGACAGAAAGUAGAAACAUGACUCCACCAUCAAAUCAAAGGAAGUUGCCAUUGGCUAUUCUGCAGAAUAAUUGUGCAGAAGGAGAGGAACGGGAUAUUUCAAUAUGUCAGCCUCCUGGCCACAGAACUUUAGAUAUCCUACAAGAGACACCCUAUGCUGAAACCUCUUUAAGUAUUCCAUCAUGUCGGCUGGAAGAAGACAAAAAUGGUGGCAAGUCCAUCACUCGGGACUGGCAUUACCCUUCAGAGCAAGAAAGAAAGAUUCUCUCUGUUGAACAAAGAGACUGGAAUGAUAAUGAUGAUGCCAAACCUACUGGAAAGACCAAGUCAAUUCAGAAGAUCCUACAGGAAGUAUUAAAUUUGCUGAAGUCACAGGGUCCAAGUCCUAUUCCCCUGGAGGAAUUGGAAUACCAGGUCUUCUGUAUCCAGGACAAAUUAAAGCCCAAAAAGUAUCAUCCAAAACACUCUUCUAUGGAAAGUUUGAUGGUAGAGACUGUGUUGGAAAGCUUUGACUUCCUCAAUGCCGACUGCAGUGCUGAUGAACUCUCAUCCUUUGGAAGUGUAAGGACCUGCAGCACCAGCAUCUACAAUGAUGCCACUCUUUCUUCUCUGUGUUGUGAUGCCCACAUGGAAAAGGAGUUGACCACAGGAUGUGAUGACUUGGACAGACUGCUGGAAAUCCACUUGCAACUCUGCUGGGUCCUUCUGCAGAAACUCAUAAAGCCAAACUUAGCUCCAAUUCUCCAGGAGAACCUUUUGAAGGAAGUGUCACAACAGAAGCAUGUCUUAGAAAUAAUUUCUGCUCUGGCUACUCCUGUGCCACGGAAAAUUACUUCAGUUGAAGAGAUUAUCCAAAAAGCCAAAAAGCAGAAACACUGCUUGAAGAUCUGGAGUGAGUGCACUGAACAGGGAAGCAUAUUAUUCUGUCCAGUGGAAAGAUUUUGGACGCCUUUGAAAUACAUAUUGAUGUUCAAAACAAAAGAAAAAUAUCGACAUCAUCUAGAAAAAGAUCUACUGCUAACAUGCAUCAUUUCCUUCCUCCAUGCUCUUCCUUUUUACACAGAUCUUUUAAGCAACAAUGAUGCCAAACUACAGCAAGCCGCUUGUCUAGCCCUCAAAAACCUCAGAGGCAUUGAAAGUCUAGAGCAAAUUGCCACACUGUGCCAAUCAGAAGCGGAGGAAGUAAGGACCACUGCCAGAGAAACAACACUUUCAUUUGGAGAAAAGGGAAGAUUGGCUUUUGAAAAAAUGGACAAAAUAUGCUGUGAACUAAGAGAGGCUAUGUAUCAAGAAGCUGAAAUUGAAAUUACAAUAUUUUGAACAAGAUCUUCAAAGGAAGACCCAGGAGUUAGAUUCUACAGUAAAAAGGAGUCUUCCAAGAAAAAAAGUAAAGUUGAACGCCAUUGGAAAAUGUAACAAACCACAAUUACAAAGAUUUUUAAGCAUCCACAUUCUAGUCUUAAAUAUAACUAAUAUUACACUUGCACUAUAUUUGGGUGCUGAAGAUGUAUAGUGAAACCCAAAACACCAUUUUUGGAUUUGAGGAAUGAGAUUGGAGAAGCUUCUUCUUAUUUUUUAAUUGUUAGGUCUCCCUCUUUGGUUUCCAUUCAAGACAAAAUAUUUAUCUUCUCUGACAAAAGAGGAGGCAGACUAUUUUAUAUGUAUUUAUUCAUUUAAUUCUUGUAGACCAAGAUUUUCAAAUGUAAAGUUCUAAACUUAUUAGCUCAUUGCAGCGAAAUAACUUGUGGUUGCCUUCUAGUGGCCGUCUCGCAGAUCUCACAGAGACCUUAUUCCUACACCAAAGGGCAAAAGUUGAGUCUGGUCAUUUCAAAUUGUGGUCAUUUUGUUUCCUUUUUACAUAAAACAUCCUAGGGAAGCACACAUCUCCCCUGGCCUCCCCCCCCCUCAUUCUUUGAUUUGGGGAGAGGGGCAUCUGCAAGGUUUUUAAAAAUCAUGGUGGCUACAACUGGAUUAUUGAAGUUUAUCCUGUUUUUAUUUGUAUCAUAUGCACAAGGCAUGCGAAAAAGCAGACAGGGCUUUGUACAUCGAGUAAAACUCAAGACAGAAAAUUCUUGGAUUUGUGGACUGAGAUUGGAGCUUUACAAAUAGUUGUUGGCCAUCCCUGUAGCUUCCAUUUAAGAUGAAUAUUAUCAUGUUCACAUUUUUGGCAGACCUCCUCUCCCUUAUUCCUUCCUCCUGCCCCACCCCUAUUGCACCUUUUUCCUAUUUCUACUUAUCCAACUAUUUGAAGAGCUGUGGUGGUACAGUGGUUAGAAUGCAGCACUGCAGGCUAACUCUGCCCAGCAUCAGGCAUUCGAUCCCGAUUGACUCAGCCUUCCAUCCUUCCGAGAUUGGUAAAAUGA